This is a messenger RNA of Asparagus officinalis (garden asparagus), 958 nucleotides long. Its product is annotated as mitotic spindle checkpoint protein MAD2. The coding region runs from base 135 to 758 and encodes 207 amino acids. NCBI's taxonomy places the organism in Eukaryota, Viridiplantae, Streptophyta, Magnoliopsida, Asparagales, Asparagaceae. The record is from RefSeq and is a predicted model, not a curated record. Gene Ontology annotation, cellular component: cytoplasm; nucleoplasm; kinetochore. The transcript has 7 exons. Gene Ontology annotation, biological process: mitotic spindle assembly checkpoint signaling.
UUUUUCAUACUCCUCAUCGUUUCUCUCGCAACUGAUCCUAACUUUAGUCCCCUUCAUUUUCUCUUCACAGUCCAGGAAGAAGAAAAAAAAAAAAAGAAAUCCUCUCUCGCUGAUCUCCCUACUUCUAUUUUUGAAUGGCUUCAAGGACCCUCUCGAAGGACAUCAUCACCCUCAAGGGCUCGGCGGCCAUUGUUAGCGAGUUCUUCGGUUACGCGGCAAACAGUAUUCUUUAUAAUCGGGGAGUGUAUCCGGAAGAGAGCUUUUCAAAAGUGAAGAAAUACGGGCUCUCGAUGCUUCUGACUCAAGAUGAGGGGGUCAAGUCUUUCAUUACUAGCCUCACCUCUCAGUUAUCAGAAUGGCUGGAGGCUGGAAAGUUGCAGAGGAUUGUUCUUGUGAUAAUGAGCAAGGCGACAUCCGAAGUUCUUGAGAGGUGGAAUUUCAAUAUAGAAACUGAUUCUGAAGUGGUCGCAAAGGGGGUCAGUAGGGAAAAGAGUGACAAGGAAAUCAUGAGGGAGAUACAAGCAAUCAUGCGCCAGAUUGCUUCUUGCAUCACUUACUUGCCUUGCCUUGAUGAACCUUGUGUCUUCGACGUGUUAGCCUAUACCGACAAAGAUGUUGCAGUCCCAUUUACCUGGAUUGAGAGUGAUGCCAAAUUGAUCCAGAAUCCGCAGAUGGUUAAGCUACAUUCAUUUGACACCAAGAUACACAAAGUUGGUACGCUGGUUUCGUAUAAGAAUGACGAGUGGGACGAGCAGUAGAAUAUUUUUUUGUGAGCUGAUAUCUUGUGAAUUGUUCAUUCACAUUGAGUGUGGAGGUGUGAUGAACAAAGAGUUUAUUUUGUUAGCAUUUUUUUUUUGAGUGAAAUGUUGUUGCAGUAUUUAGACUGAUCUUUAACUUAGUUGAGUGUUGAUGAGUUGUGUUGGAGAUUUUAUUAUUGCAUUUCUGGUCCAAAGAUUUA